Messenger RNA from Triticum dicoccoides, 1538 nucleotides. RefSeq names its product ethylene-responsive transcription factor 2-like. Gene Ontology annotation, molecular function: DNA binding; DNA-binding transcription factor activity. Lineage: Eukaryota; Viridiplantae; Streptophyta; Magnoliopsida; Poales; Poaceae. The record is from RefSeq and is a predicted model, not a curated record. Gene Ontology annotation, biological process: regulation of DNA-templated transcription; ethylene-activated signaling pathway. The coding region runs from base 116 to 1012 and encodes 298 amino acids. The transcript has a single exon.
GCCCGAUCACACCAUUCGACUCGGCGCCCCCGGUUCACACACACUGAUCGGCUCAGCUACAGCCUACGGAGUACAGACCCAACCCAACCCCGGGAGACAACAGGGCACGGCGAGGAUGCUGCUGAACCCGGCCUCGGAGGCGCUGGUGCUCGACAGCAUCCGGCAGCACCUCAUGGAGGACACGGCGGCCGCGGCGGCGCCGGUGGCGGAGGCGAGGCGGCAGCGGCCGGCCUACUGCCGCAGCGCCAGCUUCGGGAGCCUGGUGGCGGACCAGUGGAGCGAGUCGCUCCCGUUCCGCGCCGACGACUCCGACGACAUGGUCGUCUACGGCGCCCUCCGCGACGCCUUCUCCUGCGGCUGGCUCCCCGACGGCUCCUUCGCCGCCGUCAAGCCGGAGCCCCUCCUGCCUUCCCCGGACUCUGCCUACGCGUGCGACGGCCCGUCCUGCUUCGGUUUCCUCGAGCCGGAGACGCCCCCCGUCACGUCCCCGGGCGAGGGCGAGGAGGAGGGCGCGGCGUUCAUGGGCGAGGCGGCCGCCGCGGUGGCGAGGGGCAAGCACUACCGCGGGGUGCGGCAGCGGCCGUGGGGCAAGUUCGCGGCGGAGAUCCGGGACCCGGCCAAGAACGGCGCGCGCGUGUGGCUCGGCACCUACGACACCGCCGAGGACGCCGCCGUGGCCUACGACCGCGCCGCGUACCGCAUGCGCGGCUCCCGCGCGCUCCUCAACUUCCCGCUCCGCAUCGGCUCCGAGAUCGCCGCCGCGCACGCCGCGGCCGCGGCCGCCGGGGACAAGCGGCCGUCACCCGAGCCCGCGACCUCGGACUCGUCAUCCUCGUCCUCCUCCUCCGGGUCCCCGAAAAGGAGGAAGAGGGGCGAGGCCGCGGCCGCGUCGAUGGCCAUGGCGCUGGUGCCGCCGCCCUCGCAGCUGAGCCGGCCAGCCCACGCGUGGUACCCCGCCGCGCCGGUGGAGCAGGUGGCCAUGGCGCCGCGCGCGCAGCAGCUGGUCAGCUAGGCCCCGCCCGCCAGCCCCCGGGCGCACGAUCGUGGAAGACAAUGCGCAAGUGCAAUGGAUUGGCCAGCAAGUGCAUGGACGCGACAGCAACAGGAGCCCGCCUUUCACUGGUGCACGGUGCAAGGUGGUGAUGGCAAUGGAGUGCGAUGCCUAUCGAGCGUGCGAGCGAGCAAUCAGGCAAAGCAAACCUCGGCGACGGCUCCAAUUGGAUAGAUAUUUGGAUGGGCCGAGAGAGGAAGAUAAGCUCGGAGCAACUGGGCGCUGCAAUUUGGCCUGGAAUGAUAGAUAGUCCCUUCCUCCUCUGCUCGGUGCAACUCGCCCUAGUGGAUCAAAGCGGAACCGUGCUAGUAUCGGGUCGUCGUGGUUCGUUCUGAGUCGUAGGGUUAUAUUUUGUCACUGUCAGAGUGCGUGUGGUAAAAAAAAUUACACCCUUGUGAUCGAGCAUAAUGCAAGUUGUGAAACUCAAAAUGUACUACACCUCUUUGAUCAAUGUAUACUACUUCUCCAAGAAGUAGCCUAACCGAAA